Messenger RNA from Caenorhabditis briggsae, 1161 nucleotides. RefSeq names its product Protein CBR-CYB-3 (gene Cbr-cyb-3). Lineage: Eukaryota; Metazoa; Nematoda; Chromadorea; Rhabditida; Rhabditidae. The transcript has 4 exons. Gene Ontology annotation, biological process: mitotic cell cycle phase transition; regulation of cyclin-dependent protein serine/threonine kinase activity. Gene Ontology annotation, molecular function: cyclin-dependent protein serine/threonine kinase regulator activity. The record is from RefSeq and is a predicted model, not a curated record. Gene Ontology annotation, cellular component: cytoplasm; nucleus; centrosome. Bases 1 to 1161 code for a protein of 386 amino acids.
AUGAUGAUGCUCCGAAGUCAAGCGAAAAACGUGGAUCCACCGGCCGAUGGACGCCAACACCAAAAACGAAAACAAGCGGAGCAACUUGAUGCGCUGAAAAAUCCACUGGAACCCGUGGCCAAGAAGCAGCUGAGCAAGGGACUAACGGAACUUCGCGGACACCUCUCCGGCUUCAAAAUAGACUCGGCGAAGCGCGAACAGCAAGGAGGCAAGAAGAAUCCAUCGAACAACGAUGACUCAGAGAACAUUGCCCCCGGCAAGGCUCCCUACGUAGAUCCAUGCCCCCACUACGACUAUGACCAAGAGGAAGCUCACAACCCUGACAGUGUCUCUGAGUACGCCCCGGAGAUCUUCGACUACUACAAAGCUCGUGAGAUUCAAUUCCAAGUGCUGCCAUACCUUGCUCGUCACCCAGAGAUCGAUGUCAAGACGCGUGCGAUUCUCAUCGACUGGAUGGUUGAGAUUCAGGAGACGUUCGAGCUGAACCACGAGACGCUUUACAACGCUGUCAAGCUCACCGAUAUCUUCUUGCACAACUCCAAGAACGUUGACAAGAACACCAUCCAGAAGCUCGCCUGCGUGACGAUCUUCAUCGCCGCCAAGUACGACGAACGCUCGCCACCCCUUGUCGACGACCUCAUCUACCUCUCCGGAGACCGUUUUACUCGCGAGGAGCUUCUUGCCAUGGAGCGUUCCCUCUUCUCGACCGUCGGAUACGAUCUUGGAUCCCCACUCUCCUACCGCUACCUUCGCCGCUUGGGACGCGUGUGCCGUGUCGAUAUGCGAUCGUUGACGAUGGCUCGCUACAUUCUCGAGACAUCGUUGAUGGUCUACGACUACGCCUUCAUCUCCCAGGCUCGUCAAGCCGCCGCUGCCUUUGUUUUGGCUAUGCGCAUGAUGGCUAAGGAUCACAGGUAUGAGUGGAAUCCAGUGCUGGAGAAGUAUUCGGGAUUCACUGGUGAGGAGAUCUAUCCACUCGUGGAGCACAUGAAUCACAUCAUGCACUUCGUCACUGCCAAGUGGACUCAACUCGCCAGCGUUCGUCAGAAGUACUCUCAUGAAGUCUUCUUCCACGUCGCCGAGAUUCCAUUCCUUCCGGAUACGCUGAAGGCCGUCAACGCCCACACAUACGCGCCAGUUCCAGUCUUCUCCUACCCAUAA